AUAUAUUUGACGUUUGCGUCGGCGAUUUGUGAUUUGCAAAAAUUUGGUUUGGUUGGUUCAUCUCCAUAAAGUAGAAAAUUUCUUUUAAAAAGUAUUAAAUAAUUUCGUCAAAUAAUGUCUUCAGGCACUGCAAACGUAACUGCUUACCUAGCAGCACAAAAGAAAACGGCAAAUAAGGAUUUGGCAGCAGAAUGGACUACAAUAGAAGAAUUGUACAAUGAGAAAUUGUGGAAUGAGUUGACUAUUAAAUUAAAUGGGUUUGUACAUAAUCCAACGCUACAGGAUGAAGACACGUUAAUGCAAUUGUACACUAAUUUCAUAUCAACCUUCGAAACAAAAAUAAAUCCUUAUGGUUUGGUACGCAUUCUCGAGGUAUUUGUUGAUCAUAUUUCAGAUAAGACUCAGGCAGUAGAAUUUCUUGAAAAGUUAAAGGAGAAAGUGAAAAUUUGCGAUGAAGCUGUGCUUUAUAUACAGGUUAUGCAAGGCAAUAUUUACCUUACCAAUUUGAACGAUUUAACUGCCACCAAGAAAAUAAUUGAAGAACUGCGUGAUAUACUUGAAGAAGCUGGUAAUGUCACACCUGUGCAUGGCAAAUACUUUAUGCUCGCAUCGCAGUAUUAUCGUCGCGUUGGCAAACACAGUGAUUAUUACCGUUGUGGACUGCAAUUCUUAGGUUGUUCUAUGAAUGACUACCCAAAAGAUCAAUGGCCACAACAAGCAUUUUUCCUUGGUUUAGCGGCACUAUUGGGCGAUGGCAUUUAUAAUAUUGGCGAAUUGCUAGCACAUCCCAUAUUAACUUCAUUGAAGGGUACUGAAAAUGAAUGGUUAGUUGAAUUAUUGAAUGCAUUUAAUUCCGGCGACAUAAAAAAAUUUAAUGACAUGAAAAAAAUUUGGUCUAAAAUUCCGGAUUUAGCUGCUCAAGAAAUUAAAUUGCGUCAAAAAAUCUCCCUGCUUUGCCUAAUGGAAAUGACUUUCAAACGCAAAGCUACUGAGCGUUCAAUCAAGUUUGAAGAUAUUGCUGCAGAAACAAAUUUACAGCUGAGCGAUAUUGAAUUGCUUAUUAUGAAAGCAUUAGCACAAAAUUUAGUGCGUGGCGAAAUUGAUCAGGUUGCCGGUGUAGUUAAUAUGUCUUGGGUUCAACCUCGUGUACUGGAUCGCAAGCAAAUCGUUUCAAUGGCAAAAACAGUUGACGAUUGGAUGGCAUCCAUCACUUCAAUGGAGAAACUCAUGGAAAGUCGUGCUGCUGAAAUUCUCACCACAUAGUUCACUAAGUUUUAAGUUUAUUUUUUUUUACAAUGUUUCGCUACAACUGUUUCAUCAAAUUAAUAAAAAUACAAAUAUUUAU
Messenger RNA from Teleopsis dalmanni, 1345 nucleotides. Its product is annotated as 26S proteasome non-ATPase regulatory subunit 13-like. The record is from RefSeq and is a predicted model, not a curated record. The transcript is spliced from 7 exons. Gene Ontology annotation, biological process: ubiquitin-dependent protein catabolic process. The coding region runs from base 115 to 1263 and encodes 382 amino acids. NCBI's taxonomy places the organism in Eukaryota, Metazoa, Arthropoda, Insecta, Diptera, Diopsidae. Gene Ontology annotation, cellular component: cytosol; proteasome regulatory particle, lid subcomplex; nucleus. Gene Ontology annotation, molecular function: structural molecule activity.